UAUUGCCAGUACUUCCAAUGCUAUUGGUUCACGUUGGGACAUAGCCUGUAUCGGAGACUCGGAGAAUUCCGAGACCGGAUUGUUCAGCGGCGACAAUGAGCGACAAGAUGGCACGUCAGCAGGACUUCAACGAUCUCUUCAACGUGAGAAAUAAUUUCUACAUCGGCAAUUACCAGCAAUGCAUCAACGAGGCGCAGAAAAUCAAGACGUCCAUUUCGGAAGUGGCCAUGGAGCGCGACGUCUUUCUUUAUCGCGCGUAUAUAGCACAAAGAAAGUUCCGUGUGGUACUGGACGAAAUCCACAAUUCAUCUCCAAAAGAAUUGCAGCCACUAAGGACCUUGGCUGACUAUUUUGCCAAUCCACAUCACCGGGAAGCCAUAGUAGUCGAAUUGGAUAAGGAAACCAAGAAUGUAAACUACGAGAAUCACAAUCUGUUGAUUGUGGCAGCGACCAUUUAUUACCAUGAGAAGAAUCUAGAGGCUGCCCAUCGAGUAAUAUGCAACUCCGAUAAUCUAGAGUGCAUGGCGCUAACGUUACAGAUAUAUCUCAAGAUGGAUCGUCUGGAUCUGGCUCGCAAGGAGCUCAAAGCAAUGCAGGAGAAAGACGACGAUGACACCUUGACUCAGCUCGCUCAAGCAUGGAUAAACAUUAGUAGUGGUGGUGACAAGUUACAAGAUGCUUAUUACAUCUUUCAGGAAAUGAUUGAUAAGCACUCCAGCACGAGCAUGUUGCUGAAUGGCCAAGCCACUUGCUUUAUUGGACAAGCGAAGUACGAGGAGGCGGAGACGGCCUUGCAAGAAGCUCUCGAUAAAGAUAGUAAUAAUCCAGAUACAUUAAUCAAUAUGAUUGUCCUCUCGCAGCAUAUGGGCAAACCGCCGGAGGUGGCGAAUCGUUACUUAAGUCAGUUGAAAGACUCCCACUUGGAGCAUCCUUUCGUUAAGGAGUACUUGCAAAAGGAAAUUGAAUUCCAUAGGUUUAAAGAACAUUAUUCAUCUUCCGCCUGAGUACCCCUCAGUAGAUUAUGGCAUUCCGUGGGAUAAAAUUGAUCGAAUAUUAAUCAUGUGAUGGACCCAAGAGCGUGAACUAAACAAGUUUGACUCCAUCGAAGAUGUCUAAUGAGCAAAGCUUCUUAGCAAAAAACUUUUCUUUUGAAGCUAAAACAUUUAUAGAUAGGUCAGAUAGCUUACAUGAUAAGCAUUUUGGAUCUUUUAAUUACUGAAAAAUGUACAUUUUUUAAAUUAUAUUUGAUUUUUGUUGCAAAUGAAUCAAAGUCUGUCUAUACAAUAUUAAUCUUUAGACUUUCAAAAACACAUUUUUAGGGUAAUAUUACGAUUAUAUAUUAGGAUUUCAAGUAUUUUACCUAGUUAUUUUUUGCGAAAUAGAAAACGCAAUUUUUCUAAAUAGAGAGACAUUUCGUUUAUAGAUGUUGGCUCUGCAAUAUUAAGAUAUUUUGUUUUCAUAUUAAACUUAAAAAAAAAUAUAUAUAUAUAUAUAUAUAUAUAUGCUGGCAGAAAAUAGGUAUAGCAAAGUUAUACGGAUAAUGGAAAUGUUUGGAAUUACAAAAAACCGAGAUGUACGUGACUGGAAAAGUCGCUCUUAUCCAUUUUAUCCUAAUGUUACACUUUUAUUACACAAUCAUGAAAAUAUGGCUGCCAUUUUAUAAAACUAUAAAUUAUUGUCGAAAUUAGAGAGACCAUUUCACGUGUAAGCAUCUCUUCAUAUAAUAUUCAUAUUGCCAAUUUAGAGAGAUGUAACACAGAUAGAUGAAAUAUUAAAUAAAAAAUUUCAUACAUUAUGAAUAUGCAAGUGUCCGAAAAUGUCUUUUUUAAUUUCCAAAUUGCCCCUCAAUGUUUUGUAAAUAUCAUUAUAAAAGUAACUUAUAACGAACUUAUAAAAAUAAAGUCUUACAUCGUUAA
This is a messenger RNA of Solenopsis invicta (red fire ant), 1916 nucleotides long. It is a transcript of the gene epsilonCOP, whose product is annotated as coatomer subunit epsilon. Gene Ontology annotation, cellular component: COPI vesicle coat. Gene Ontology annotation, biological process: endoplasmic reticulum to Golgi vesicle-mediated transport; retrograde vesicle-mediated transport, Golgi to endoplasmic reticulum; intra-Golgi vesicle-mediated transport. The record is from RefSeq and is a predicted model, not a curated record. NCBI's taxonomy places the organism in Eukaryota, Metazoa, Arthropoda, Insecta, Hymenoptera, Formicidae. Gene Ontology annotation, molecular function: protein binding; structural molecule activity. The transcript is spliced from 3 exons. The coding region runs from base 96 to 1004 and encodes 302 amino acids.